Molecule: messenger RNA, 2013 nt
Organism: Pleurotus ostreatus (oyster mushroom)
Lineage: Eukaryota; Fungi; Basidiomycota; Agaricomycetes; Agaricales; Pleurotaceae
Exons: 13
Coding region: 1-2013 (670 amino acids)
Biological process (GO): intracellular protein transport; vesicle-mediated transport
Cellular component (GO): CORVET complex; fungal-type vacuole
Source: RefSeq, a predicted model, not a curated record
AUGGCCUCCGACGAUCAAUCCUCUGUACCAGCAAACGAAAGUGCUUUGGAUGUGAGCUUGCUAAAGGAUGUCGCCAAAUCUGCACUAGUGGACGCGUUGAACUCUGUUAAUGGAGCAAAGACGUUGGUACUGGACGCGUCUUUGUCUGGACCACUUGGGCUUGUGACAGAGGUCUCUCUAUUGAAGCAUCAUGGUGUAGACAAGAUGUUCUGGCUGGAGCCCGGUCCAUUGACCUCCACGACUUCGAAUGUGGUCUAUUUGUGCAGGCCUACAAUAAAGAAUGUAAAGAUAAUUGCGGAUCAGAUCAAGAGACAUGCACGAGAGUCACUCAAGCACGCUUACACAGUGUUCUUCGUACCACGAGUGUCCACUUUAGUAACCCGCAUCCUAGAGGAAGAGGGUGUGCUUGGUGACGUUGUCGUAUCGACAUACAAUCUGCAAUUUAUUCCUCUAGCGGACGACGUUGUGUCCUUGGAGCGGGACAAUACAUUCAAAGAAUUGUGGGUCGAUGGUGACGAGACCGUUAUCUUCGACUCUUUCCAGGCUUUGGUCAGUUUCCAGAAGUACUACGGUUCCUUCCCACGUAUUGUCGGGAAAGGUGAUUCUGCUGCACGGCUCGCGACGCUUUUGCAUCGUCAAGGCUCGACGGACUCAUCCUCGUCAGAAGCGCGCCUUGCAAAUGAGCAAACAAUCGACUCCCUUAUUAUUAUCGACCGUCGGGUAGACAUGAUAACCCCCCUUCUUACUCAGUUGACGUAUGAAGGGCUGGUUGACGAGUUGAUUGGCAUAAAAAACUCUCACGUCGAACUUCCCGCCUCACUUGUCAAUCCUCCGGCCGCUUCAACACAGGUGGCGCCACCUUCCGCUCCAACCUCUACUGCCCCAGUCGCAGGCUUACGCAAAGAGGCCAAAAAGAAAUAUCACUUAACGACUACAACUGACCCCCUUCUUGCUGAAAUCCGGGAUCUCAACUUUUCGUCCGUUGGAAAGAAAUUAAACCAAGUCGCCCACAGAUUGGACGAAGACUACAAGGCUCGGCUACAAGCGAAAACUGUCGCUCAACUACGUGAUUUCGUGGGCAAACUGGGCGGUCUCCAGACUGAACAUCAAUCAUUACGGCUUCACACCGGACUUUCGGAAUUGGUGGUCCCUCUCACAAAGACCGAGGAAUUCAAUAAAUCACUUGAAAUCCAACAGAACCUGUUGGCUUCCUACAAUGUUUCUGUCCAGCUGACAGCAAUAGAGGAUAUGAUUGCGCAAGGCGCGGAGAUGCAAACGGUCCUUCGAUUGCUAUGUUUAGCCAGUAUAACUGCGGGAGGAAUCAAAGCAAAGACGUUGGAGAAUGUCAAACGAGAAGUCUUACAGGCCUAUGGUUAUAAUUACCUCCCAAUGCUUCUUUCAUUAGCAGCCCCCUCAUUGUCCAUGCUGUUACCUAACCCCUUGCCAUCAACUGUGACGGGUCCCAAAUACCCCUUCGUUCUUCUCAGAAAGUCCCUGCGACUUCUCAUCGAUGACAAUCCCGAGGCGCUUGACGAGGUAGAGAAUGAUAUCAGUUUUGUCUAUUCAGGAUACGCCCCCAUCAGUGUCCGACUGGUUCAAUGCAUUGCACAAAAGGGCGGCGUCCUGAGCAACCCGGCGGAACGAGACAAGCAAGAUCAGGAUGGAAAAGGCAAGACCACGAAAGUCCAGGCGCAUCCAAUCGUGGGUUGGAAAGGAUUCGAAGACGUUAUCUCAACUAUUCCCGGUGAGACGGUUGAUAUCGUUCAGAAACCUGCGAAUGCCGUCAUUUCACCCAUGGCUUCAUUACUGCCUCGAGAACAAGCGACAACAACGGUCGUGUUCUUCCUUGGGGGUUGUACGUACACGGAGAUUGCUGCAUUGCGAUGGGUCGCGCGGCAGAAUCGAGGGAGGAAGUUUCUCAUUGCUACGACAAGCAUUGUCAGCGGGGCAAGCAUCAUAGAAGGCAUAGCCGGCGUUGGCAAGGCGGGGGGACCCAAGGAUGCUGGAAUCUAG